Molecule: messenger RNA, 702 nt
Organism: Adineta ricciae
Lineage: Eukaryota; Metazoa; Rotifera; Eurotatoria; Adinetida; Adinetidae
Source: the annotation of a GenBank genome assembly
AUGAAUAACGAGCAUAACACUGGACAAACAAUAAAACCCGUUCGUCGCUUACGUGUCACAAGUCGACGAAUGAAGUCGACAACGGUCCGCGAUGUCGCGGGAUCAAUUAGUACUUUCAAACGAUUCUAUCAAAGUGGCGGAAGAGAUUACGAGCAAUAUCGUUUAUGGCUUCAAACUUUAGUCAAGUCGAAUCCUCUGGCAACUCCCUCGAACGCAUCCGUCCAGGUAGAUAACAUCAAAGAAGAGCCUAUGGAUAUGAAAAGUAAUGUCGUUAGUAUAUUGCCACCUGUCAUACCAUCAGCACAUUCUCAACAGAGAGUUUCUGUUCCGAAAAUUUCGUACGUGCAAUCGGAAUGUAAUUCGCAACGUUUGUUAUCAUUACCAAUCAACGCGACACUGACUCACGCGAGUAUAUCGUCAUUCGAACCCAAGAUUCAGGUGACACGUGAGCAUUUAGCGACUUCAAUGGCAAUGAACUCGUCGACCUCAUCACUAAACAAUUGGUCUGUCAGUGAUGUGAGUCGAUUCAUUGAAAAACAUUUUCCAGACAAAAAUAUCGCUCGAAAAUUCGUUCAGCAGAAAAUCGAUGGUCGAACUCUUCCACUGUUAACCGAAGACCAUUUAAUUCGUGUCUUCAAAAUGAAACUUGGUCCGGCGUUGCACUUACUCUCACUAAUCGCAACUCUCCGAAUGCAAAACUAA